AUGUCUAUGUCCAAACCUUGCCCAUACAUUAAACUCCCCAUUGAGAAAAGCGGUAAACAACGCGAUCGUGUCAGCCAUCGGCCCUCACAAAACUCAUUGCCUCUGCCUCCGCAUCGGAAAACCCUCUCUCCCGCAACCACCAUCCAAGUCCUGCACAACCUCCAACAUCAACAUCUAUGGACAUCUCUCCAAAUUCACGACUUUAACGCCCCAAGCACUACUACAGACCCGGCUCUUGCGUCCUCAAAUGAAAAUACCAACGCCCCGACUUUGAUCUCAGGUAUUCCCCCGCACCGGGUCUACACCCACCCUGAUGAGCAGCUCUACAUGCUUGGAAAGGGCAUUCAGGAGGACGACCUCCGACCGGAACGGCUUUUUGUUAUCCCAACUGCACAGGGCCAGUCAUGGAGUCUGCGGCGUAUGGCAUCUGCAUUUGAUGCCAUGGCAGGGGUUCGGAUUGUUGAUGAUGGAGAAGAGCGACAAGCGCCGGAAGUGAAUGCUGAAAAGCAGCAGGCGCUGGAUGAAUAUUACGAGAAAAGAGAGGAGGCUGUGGCUACGAAGGAGUGGGGUUCUCAGCGCUUGUUAAUAUCGAUGGUGGAUAAGGGUAUGGGUGGAGAGGGGACGGUGGUCUACUAUGUUGUGCAGGAUGGCGAGGUGAAGCCUCGACAGAACUAA
This is a messenger RNA of Penicillium verhagenii, 675 nucleotides long. RefSeq lists its product as uncharacterized. Gene Ontology annotation, cellular component: tRNA-intron endonuclease complex. The transcript is spliced from 2 exons. Gene Ontology annotation, biological process: tRNA splicing, via endonucleolytic cleavage and ligation; tRNA-type intron splice site recognition and cleavage. The record is from RefSeq and is a predicted model, not a curated record. The coding region runs from base 1 to 675 and encodes 224 amino acids. NCBI's taxonomy places the organism in Eukaryota, Fungi, Ascomycota, Eurotiomycetes, Eurotiales, Aspergillaceae.